AUGAUAGUUGUUGUAGCAACUGCUGAAGUUGUUUCAACAACUGCUAAAAAUAUUGUAGUAACUACGAUAGCUGCUGCGAUAAUUGUUGCAACAACUAUCGCAAUUGCUGCAAUAACUUCAACACGAGGUGAAAGAGCGGAUGAUUAUGGCGGCAAAAGAGUUGUUGGUAACAACGAAGGUGGAGGUGGUGAUUGUUAUAACGGCGACGAUGGAGGAGAAGGAGGUGGCAACGAUGAUGGUAGAGGAGGAGAAAGUUGUGGUGGUGGUGGAGAUGGAAAAACUGAUAGUUAUGGUAAAGAAGAAAAUAGUGAUGGUGAUAGAGGAGGAAAAAGAGGAGAAAGUGGUGUUGAUGGAGGAAGAAAAGGAAGAAUUGAUGGUGGCGGAGGUGAUGACGAGAACGGUGGCGGUGACAAAAGUGGGAGAUUGCGGCGGCAGAAGGAUGGGGAGGCGUGGGUGGGUGGCAUGGGAGGGUGGAUGAGUGAGUGGACCUUUAUGUAA
This is a messenger RNA of Solanum dulcamara, 498 nucleotides long. RefSeq lists its product as uncharacterized. The transcript is spliced from 2 exons. Lineage: Eukaryota; Viridiplantae; Streptophyta; Magnoliopsida; Solanales; Solanaceae. Bases 1 to 498 code for a protein of 165 amino acids. The record is from RefSeq and is a predicted model, not a curated record.